AUGGAGAUCUCCUUGCGAAUGAGUCCGAAGAUUGCUACAGUAGUACUGGUACCAAAGCUACAGAAAACAAGAUCAUCCAGGAGAAAAGCUUAUCAUGAGUUCAACAAUAUAUCGUGUAGAUCUAAUGAGGUGGCCAUGCAAAAAAGGGACAUCACCAACUUUUAUGAAGUUCUUUCCCUUGGUUCUGAUCAUCGGAACGUUAGCUUCGAUGAGAUAAAGAAGGCCUACAGAAACUUAGCUCUCCAAUGCCACCCCGAUGUUUGUCCUGUUCCAUCGGCAAAACAAGAGUCCACCAAACGAUUUGUUGAGCUUAGGAAGGCUUACGAGACACUUUCUGAUCCAAUUUCGCGUCAGAUGUAUGAUUACGAGUUGGCUUUAGUCAAGACAAUUACGUGGUCUGAAAUCGGGGGUGUUUCUGCCGAGGAAAAUAGGAAUUACUCAUCCCGAUUUUCCAAGGAAGUCUGGGAAAAACAGCUCUCUGGACUAAAGAAGAGGUCUCAGAUCCGAAUGGAGAUCAGGACGAAGAAAUAUGCAGGACAUGAGAUGUAG
Juglans microcarpa x Juglans regia is the source of this 549-nucleotide messenger RNA. RefSeq names its product chaperone protein dnaJ 20, chloroplastic-like. The transcript has a single exon. Lineage: Eukaryota; Viridiplantae; Streptophyta; Magnoliopsida; Fagales; Juglandaceae. The coding region runs from base 1 to 549 and encodes 182 amino acids. Gene Ontology annotation, cellular component: chloroplast. The record is from RefSeq and is a predicted model, not a curated record.